UUUUGUUAAACUAGUGACAGGAAAAAGAAGCGAUCUUGAAAAUGAAGAGUCUUUCAUUCCAGAUCUUACUUUGUGUAGCAUUUUCUUAUGCUUUACCACUAGUUCCAGAAACAGAGAAGAAAAAUGAAGAAGACAUGCAAUUUGCUGAGGUAAUGACUGUAGACACACCUAGGAGCCUGAAUCAGGAUCAAAGCCCUAUUGUUGUAGGCACUAAAGAAACACAGAGGAUUUUGAACUAUACACCAGACAUGGAACCAGCUGAUGUAGAUGAAGCGAUUGAGAAGGCUUGGAACGUCUGGAGCAGCGUGACCCCACUGAAAUUCUCCAGAGUUUAUGAAGGCAACGCAGAUAUAAUGAUCUCCUUUGUGGCUGGAUUUCAUGGUGACUUCUUUUCCUUUGAUGGACCGGGUGGAACUCUCGCUCAUGCCUUUGCACCGGGCGAAGGUAUUGGUGGAGAUGCCCACUUUGAUGAGGAUGAAUACUGGACAAAAGAUUUGAAAGGAUUCAACUUGUUCCUUGUUGCUGCUCAUGAGUUUGGCCACUCAUUGGGUCUUGGUCAUUCAAAUGUCCUUGGCUCCUUGAUGUAUCCAGCCUAUCUGCAGACAGAGACCAGAAACUACAGGCUCCCUCAGGACGAUGUUGAUGGCAUUCAGAGCCUAUAUGGACCCCCAGCCUCUACUGAGCCACCAGCUUCCACAUCACCCACAGAAACCCCAACAGAAACAUCAACAACAGGCAUCUGUGACCCUCACGUGACUUUUGAUGCCAUUACCACCCUCCGUGGGGAAAUAAUAUUCUUUAAAGACAGGUACAUCUGGCGCAAGAGUCCUUAUUUCCCAAGUAUUGAGCAUGAUUUAAUUUCUUCCUUCUGGCCAACGCUACCUUCUGGCUUUGAAGCUGCUUAUGAAAUUGACAAAAAGGAUCAAGUGUUUCUUUUUAAAGGCAACCAAUACUGGGUUCUCAGUGGAUACUCUGUACAUCCAGGUUUUCCUAGGAACAUCCACACCCUGGGCUUUCCAAGAUACGUUAAGACAAUUGAUGCUGCUGUUUAUGAUGAGAAUACAAAAAAAACGUACUUCUUUGUAGGUAACAAGUAUUGGAGUUAUGAUGAAGUCACCGAAUCCAUGGAAAAGGGUUAUCCAAGACGCAUAUCAGUUGACUUUCCAAGAAUUGGCAAUAAGGUUGAUGCUGCUUUUCAAGAAAAAGGAAAUUUCUAUUUUUUCCAUGGCUCAAAGCAGUAUGAGAUAGACACCAAGUCCAAGAAAGUUAUUCGUGAAAUGCAGAGAAAUAGUUGGUUUGACUGCAAAUAAGAGCAGACACACAAAGCAAAAGAAACAGAACCCAAUUUUGUAUGCACUAGAGAUGGCUUUUCAUCAAUGUUUUGUUUCUAAUCAGUGUUAUUUAUCUUUUACUUUAUGUCUGAGUCACAUAAGAGCUGUGAUCCCUGAUAAAUAUUAUUUUAAAUAACCGAGAAAUGUUAAAUGUAUUGUAUAUAGUUUUAACUUAUCUUAGUAUUGUAUUUAGGCUA
Molecule: messenger RNA, 1528 nt
Organism: Chrysemys picta bellii (western painted turtle)
Lineage: Eukaryota; Metazoa; Chordata; Testudines; Emydidae
Source: RefSeq, a predicted model, not a curated record